AUGGCGCGAGACGAUGAAAAAACCGCUGCGUCUUCCGGAGGAUGGGGGAACACGCUGCCAUAUUUGGCCCCCUUUAGUGUGUAUGUUGCUGUGGAUGGGAGUUGGGAUCCUCAAGUGGGUCGUAUGGGUUGUGCAGCUGUGUUUCGUGAUAGCCACGGAAAAUGGAUGUCUGCAAGUUCUCUGAGUUACGAUAAUGGCAGCAGCUUCCUUUCUGAACUUAAGGCUGUGGAGUUGGGUUUACAACACGCGCUCGAGCAGGGGCACAACACUGUGGAUUGUAAAUCAGAUUGUUUACAAGUGGUGCAAGCAUUACAGGAUGGGGGUGAUACUAGCAGCUUUUGGGAUAGAGAGGAGAUCAGGCAGGUGCGUGGUCUUUUAUUGCAGUUUCAAAGUUUUCGGUUAUCUCAUGUUGAUCGGAAUAAGAAUAACACGGCGGACAAAUUAGCGCGGGAAGCAUGCCGCUUGGGUUCACCUUUGCAAGUUUGGGCUAGACCUCCCUCUUUUGUUUAUGCAUCAUUGUAUUUGGAUGCAAUUAGUUAG
Messenger RNA from Lotus japonicus, 540 nucleotides. RefSeq lists its product as uncharacterized. The transcript has a single exon. Gene Ontology annotation, molecular function: nucleic acid binding; RNA-DNA hybrid ribonuclease activity. The coding region runs from base 1 to 540 and encodes 179 amino acids. Lineage: Eukaryota; Viridiplantae; Streptophyta; Magnoliopsida; Fabales; Fabaceae. The record is from RefSeq and is a predicted model, not a curated record.